AAAAGUGGGCUGUUUUGCACUUUAAACCAGAGCUUCUACUUCCUCCUCCCUGUGCUGGCUGUAAUAUCAGACAGCUGAAGUCCUGAUAUGCGGUUCAGGACACUGGCGGCGAGUGCAUGCACUCUCGGUGCUCUCGGAGCUGCUGUCGCGCAUAAACUCGUUCCUACAGCCUGGUUUCACUCCGCUCUAAGGAAAUCAUCUCUGGUGGAACAGUCAGAUAUGAAGGUCGAACUGCUUCCUGCUCUCACCGACAACUACAUGUACCUCCUCAUCGAUGAAGACACCAAGGAGGCAGCCAUAGUCGAUCCAGUAGAGCCCCAGAAAGUUGUAGAUGCGGUCAAAAAGCAUGGCGUGAAGCUCAAAACUGUCCUGACCACUCAUCAUCACUGGGAUCACGCUGGAGGAAAUGAGAAGCUGGUGAAGCUCAUGCCGGGACUGACAGUGUACGGAGGAGAUGACAGAGUGGGAGCUUUAACUCAGAAAGUCACACACUCCAACACUUUCAAAGUGGGCUCUCUGAAUGUAAAGUGUUUGUUUACGCCGUGUCACACCACCGGCCACAUCUGCUAUUUUGUAACAAAAGAAAACAGCACCGAACCACCGGCUGUGUUUACGGGAGAUACCCUGUUCGUGGCCGGCUGCGGGAAGUUUUUUGAGGGUACCGCUGAUGAGAUGUACAAAGCCCUGAUCGAGGUUUUAGGCCGUCUUCCUCCAGAGACGCGUGUGUACUGUGGGCACGAGUACACCAUCAAUAAUCUGAAAUUUGCGCGGCAUGUCGAGCCAAAAAAUGAGGCUAUCCGGACAAAGUUGGCAUGGGCUAAGGAAAAAUACGAUAACGGAGAGCCGACCAUUCCUUCUACGGUGGCUGAUGAGUUCACAUUUAACCCCUUCAUGAGAGUGAGAGAGAAGUCGGUACAGGAGCAUGCUGGGACCAGUGACCCGAUUGAAGCCAUGAGAAGUAUCCGUAAGGAGAAGGACAGCUUUAGAGUCCCGAAGAAUUGAGUUUUUGGGCUUGUCUUUGUGAUGGUCAUCACUACUACGCUCAUCGUUUCACUAACAAUAGCAGGACAUGAGGCACAUGCAUAAACUCUGUUGCUUUUUACACAUGCUUCAUUUAUAUCAAAAGCACAAUUUUUGGGCUGCGUAUCAUCUUCAAUGAGCAAUACACAGGAUUGUUAACCUGCAAAACAAUGCAUUUAAAUCAUUGUUACAAGCAAUAGAUCAAACAAAAACAGAUGUUUUCAUCGUUAAAAAAAUACAUUAAUGCCGUCAAUUUGCAUUUAAAAAAAAUACAAAUGUACUAGGUCUGUGCUGUAGGCCAAAUUUUAUUUGUGCAAGUUUUAUUUUUGGAAAGGAUCCAGGCCAUGUCUGAACCAAUGUUGUGUGGUUAAAUUAUAGUUUUAUUUCAGAAUGUCUUAAUGUGCAAUGUUGUUUUGUAAAUCCAAAAUAAUUAUUUUUAAGAUGUUGACAAAGCGAGGUGUUCCAGCUAAAUUUAAUUUGGUGUGUUUUAAUGUCCAUAAGAAAAUUGCAUUUGAUUGAACUGCAUUUAUUUUCAUGUUUCUGAAUGAUUUUGAAUGUAGAAAAUAUUGAACACUGCAUACUUGUUUUAGCUUUUCGUCUUGUUUCAGCCAAUCUUGCACUAGUCAUCAGAAGUAACAGAGAAGAUUUAAUUAUGAUCAUACAAACUGAAUAAAGUUUUAAUAUAAAUGUU
Molecule: messenger RNA, 1711 nt
Organism: Rhinichthys klamathensis goyatoka
Lineage: Eukaryota; Metazoa; Chordata; Actinopteri; Cypriniformes; Leuciscidae
Gene: hagh
Product: hydroxyacylglutathione hydrolase
Exons: 9
Coding region: 88-1002 (304 amino acids)
Biological process (GO): glutathione metabolic process
Cellular component (GO): mitochondrion
Molecular function (GO): hydroxyacylglutathione hydrolase activity
Source: RefSeq, a predicted model, not a curated record